Messenger RNA from Salvia hispanica, 2887 nucleotides. Its product is annotated as Pentatricopeptide repeat (PPR) superfamily protein. Gene Ontology annotation, molecular function: protein binding. The record is from RefSeq and is a predicted model, not a curated record. NCBI's taxonomy places the organism in Eukaryota, Viridiplantae, Streptophyta, Magnoliopsida, Lamiales, Lamiaceae.
UAUAAUUUAGGAAUCAUCUUCCAAAUUAAGCGAAGGCCCAGCUAACCCCUCCCUCUUCCCUCCGCCGCCGCCGCCGCCGCCGCCGCCGUUUUCCUCCGUCCACAUCCUUCUUCUCCAAAUUUCGAAAAUAUACAUAUCAUUCUUCUUCUCCAAAAUUUCGAAAUAUCAAAACAUGUUCCAAGGUAUCAACACCAAAAUUCUGAAAUUUGAAGUUUCCACUGAUGAUUCAGUUAUUAUGUAAACGGGGAUUCAAAUUUCCGUCCAAAUCACAUUCUUACGCUUUAGUACACCAACUAGCUUCACCAAUUCACUGCCCCACAGCUACAAAUUACAAAGAAUCGGCCUUUAAGGAUUCUGUCAAUCAGGAGCAACUUAAGCAGGGUGCUAAAGCCCCAAUUCUCUCUCCUCAAGUUGUUUUGACGACUCUGCAAAACUGCCCUUCUGAUUUAGUUGCUCUGAGCUUUUUCCUGUGGUGUGCGCGUCAGCCUAAUUACUUUCAUGAUAAUCUUGGAUUUGAUCACAUGGUGGGCGUGACAUCAAAUUUGACUGAUAAAUAUGGGACUGUGAGAGUCAUUAUUGAGGAAUUGGAGAGCAUCGGUUGCUUCACAAAGGCACAGACUUUGUUGCUUUUGAUGAGGAUUUACUGGCGUGGAGCCAUGUACGAUAUGGUAUUACAGGCUUUUAAAGUGAUGUGUAGCUAUGGUUAUGUACCGAAUACUUACGCAAGAAACAUUGUUGUCGAUGUCUUGUUCAAGAUUGGGGAGGUUGACGAAGCCCUCACCUUUUUGGAGGGAACUCAGGCCCCAAAUUUUCUGAGCUUCAACAUUUCAAUCUGUAACUUGUGCAGGCUCGGUGAGGUUGAUAAAGUUAAAGGUGUCUUUAGGCGUAUGUUGUCGAGCGGGUAUUAUAUGAACCAUGAGACCUAUGCGAUGGUGUUGAAUUGUUUCUGCAAAUUCGGGAGGUUGGAGGAGGCAUUGCAGCUGCUUGGAAUGAUGGUGGUUUUGGGUGCACCUGUUUCUGUAAAUGUAUGGAGCAUAUUGAUUGAUGGUUACUGCAGGUCGGGUUCAGUCGAGGUUGCAGCUUAUAUAUUUGAGAAAAUGGUGGCUGUUGGUUGUUCACCAAACAUCGUGACUUGCACAUCAUUGAUCAAAGCCUUUUUAGAAUCUCAAAUGGUUGAAGAAGCAUUUAAGCUCCUUGCCACUCUAAUGUCCAAAGGUUGUUUCCCUGAUCUUGUGCUGUGUAAUGUAUUGAUUGAUCGCCUAUCUAAGAUUGGGCGUUACAAGAGUGCAUUUGAAGUUUACUUUAGUUUGAGAGAUCUAAGUUUAAAGCCGGAUUGUUACACUUAUUCGUCUCUUGUAACUCUAAUGGAUUUGUCUGGGCAGUAUGCUCAUCUACCUUCCAUUACGAGUGGACUUGCAGUGCAACCUGACCUGGUGCUCUGCAAUGGCCUCCUAAGCUAUUUCCGCAAGUCUGGUUAUCCAGAGGGUGCUAUCGAUUUCUAUGAUAUAAUGAUAGACACAGGGUUUAUACCAGACAAAUAUAGUUUUGCGGCAGUGUUGAGUGCGUUGUGCAGGUUGGGUAGGUUGGAUGAUACAGUGAAUGUUUACCAUGGAUUUAUUCACAACUAUCCAGGUAUCGAUGCUCGCAUCCACUCUAUAGUCAUUAACACACUUGCAAAAUCAGGUAGGUUUAAUCAAGCUUUGAGAAUAUUCAGGAAAGCUAGAGAUGAAAAGUUCCCAUUAGAUGCUGUGUCAUACAAUGUUGCCAUUUAUAUACUCAUUAGAGUUGGUCGGAUGGAGGAAGCUAACUCUAUAUUUAACGAAAUGAAGGAGAUGGAGGUAGUGCCAAAUAAGCGGACGUAUAAUUUGAUACUCUCUGGUUUCUGCAAGAAUAGUGAUAUUCAUGCGGUUAAACACAUCCUGAAGGAAAUGAAUGGUGCAAAUAUUGCAAUGGAGUAUCAUGCACUCAGAUUGAUGAAAAAACAAUUUCGUCACUCCUCCGACUCUGUUUUGUCUGACCUCGUUUCGGCAAAUUUGAGGUUGCUUAGAGGGGACGAAGUGGUGUUGCCCAGAGGGGACAGAGUGGUGUUGGUAAAUCAGCAUGCAUCAAAUGAUAAUGUGAAUGUCAGGGACUCUGGAAGAUCGAGCUCUGAUGAGGAACUCGAUGCUAUUGUUUCUGUGUUGGGUUAGUGAAGAAACUUUUCAGAUAAGCUAUUGCCGACCAAUAGCAACGGAGCCCCAGUGUCGACAAAAAGAUUGGAGGUACUCAGAAAGGAAUUGUAAUUAUCAUUGAUCUUGUAUUCAAUUAAUGGAGAAUAGUUCUUAGUCCAUUUUUCCUCUUGCCAUUACCCUUUACUGGCAUCCGCUCAAGCUAAGAUAAAAUGCAAGACGAGGGAAACCGUGUGGUGGUGGUGGUGGAAAAAGACGAGAAUGCAGUGCGGUAAUCAUAAGUAUGAUAAGCAGUGAACAUCAGCAUGUGGUCUAACAAGCUUGCUCUGCACUUUCGAAUCUUGCUUCGGAUGGUUCAGUAGCAAUGCAACCUAUUGAGAGUGUUGAAAUCCACUGGCUUAAAGGAAGUUAUCUGUCUCAAGCUAUGACCAAGUUAGCUUUUACAUCAGAUGUUGUAGCUCAGAAAAUGCGAUGUUUUGAUGUCGCUUCAAGUUAUUGUGGGGUCGCAAGAUGAGGACCAUGAACCCUCGAGUCCAGUGAGCGACCAAGUUGUACGAAUCAAUGGUAUUUUUGCCACCUUUCGAUCAAUCUGCAGACGGGAGAGGGCAUUGUUCUGCGACUUGCUGCUGGCCGUCCGAGGUAUCUACUCCCAUCUUUCUUGUAACAAAGGAGAUGAAAAUAUACAUCAAACUCUAGGAGAAUAAACAGGAGAGAUUUCG